This is a messenger RNA of Durusdinium trenchii, 3246 nucleotides long. Lineage: Eukaryota; Dinophyceae; Suessiales; Symbiodiniaceae. The record is from the annotation of a GenBank genome assembly.
AUGCCAUGGGAUGGUGGAAAGAAGCGAAUACGAGUGAAGUUGGUGCAAUGCAAAGCUGAUGUGGUGCGAGAGACGGCGAGGGCGGUCGGCUGGCGCGAGUGUGACCUGGGCGACGACAACUGGGAUGUGGCCUGGGCGGACACGACGGCUGCCUUGUUCCGAGCAGUUCAGCAAGUGAAACCUUUCCAGCGGGUGAACCACUUCCCGUUGAUGCAGAUCAUUUGCCGGAAGGAUCUCUUAGCACAGCAUUUGCAGACGAUCCGACAGCUCUGCCCCAGCGGGGCACAGGAGUUUAGCUUCUUCCCCGAGACGUGGGUCCUGCCUGGUGACUUGCAACGUUUCUGGACCUUUGUCCAGCAAAGCUUCGAGAAGGCGUCGCCGGCCAAGGAGUCCCGUGGCCGGGAGCGCUCCAAGUCCUUCGGACGGCGCUCGCAGCGGUCGCAAGGCAGAUCAGUCGACCCCCACACGUCCGAUGACGAAGAUCAGGAGCCGAUGACCUUCAUCGCCAAGCCUCGCUCCGCGGCGCGCGGCGAGGGGAUCUUCCUUUUCCAGGUGAGGGCCUCAGACCUGCGGGCUCCGCGCCAGCGGCUCCGGGAGGUCUUUGAUGCCGAGAAACUAGUAGUCCAGAGCUUCCUGGAGAAACCGCUGCUGAUUGACGGCUAUAAAUGGGACAUGCGUGUCUAUGUCUUAGUGACCUCGGCACAUCCCUUGACCGUCUACUUGUACACGGAUGGCUUGGCACGCUUCUGCACCGACCUCUACGCACCGCCCUCGAGCGAGAAUCUGGAGAUGCGGGAGAUGCAUUUGACGAACUUCUCCAUCAACUGGGAAUCUGAGUUCUUCGAAGACACGGAGGAUGGAGCCACUGGCAGCAAGCGCUCUUUGCGUACUGUACUGGAAUCCUCGAUCGAAAAUGGCGAGGAGAUUUGGUCGGCGAUCGCGUGCUGCGUGAAGAAGACGCUGCUGGCCAUUGGCCCAAAGAUGGAGGACCACUACGACCGCUUCUUUGGGCGGUCGCGCGACGGGGGCGGCAGCGCGUGUUUCGAGCUCUUGGGCUUCGACUUCAUCCUCGAUGAGCAGCAGAGGCUCUACUUGUUGGAGGUCAACUCGGCCCCUUCCUUGUCAUGCCCCACCAGCUUGGAUCGCGAGAUCAAGGAGAAUGUGCUCUCGGAGGGCUUUCGCUUGCUGCGCUUGGAUGGGUCUGAGAAGGUGAAGCACGCCGAGCGGCAGCAGCAGCGGCUGGUCGACCGGCACAAGGAACACUUGGCACGGCGUGAGGACCCGGCGAAUCGACGAGCCAACGAGUUGCAGGGAGCCCCCACCAGCCUCCAGAAAGGUCAUUUGGCGCAUUGCUCAGUUGAGAAGUUGGCCUUCCACCGUGGUGCAGGUCAGUUCUCAGUUCUGAGUCACCUCGAGACUCUCCAGAACUGCGGACCCAGUUUUGCAUGUCCUUGCUGCUCACGGGUCGGUUUUCGUUAUGAUCAAUUGGUCUCUCUGCAGCAGUUCGGUCGAGCUUCCAUGGUACCAAGCUUGCAGCAGCUUUGCCUCCACCGACUCGCUCGCCUCACGUGCCCCGUGGAAGACGUCACGUUUGCAGAGCUGGAGCGUUUGCCGGAGCGCUUGGCCUUGCAACUCCUUCUGCUGCUCCGACAGGGUCUGGCAGUCCACCGGGUGGGCCUGGCAGGCUGGGUGCAACAGAGGCCUCCACGGGAAUUGCAGCUGAGUGGGUCGCCUGGAAUUGAGACAGAGAGGUCCACCGGCCCUGGACGAGCAACUGGUCGAGAGGAUGGAUUACGUCGACUGGUGGAGCUGAAGGCCACUCGUUGCUUGGUCGAGGUGUGCUUGAGCCAGGUGAAUUGUACAGAUGAACUUCUGGGAGACUUGAUGUGCUCGUCGUCGACAUCCCUUCAGAUCUUACAGCUGCAGAAUUGUCCGCUUUUGACGGGCCAAUUUCUGGUGAGGUGUCGAGCUGAACGUUUGCAGCAACUCAGGUGUAGCAACUGUUUCAACUUCCAGGACCUCUUCCUUUGCGAGGCUUUGUCCAACUUAGAGCAUCUCCGUCACCUGAGCCUCGGUGGCUCCACGCGCCUCACGGACGCCCUGCUGGCCGGCCUCACGGGCGGCUUGGCGCCGAAUGUGCCACCGAGGGUGGCGGAAGAGCUGGAAGUGCUGGACCUCUCACAGACCCAAGUCUCUGAUUCUGGUGCUCUAACCUUGUCACGCCUCUCAGCAUUGGUGGUGCUGAUCCUCUCAAGGACGCAGGUCUCAUCCAGUUCUCUUCGACACUUGGCCACUGCUUUGAGACUUCGCCCCCUGCUGCCCGACCGCCCCAAGGCCUUGUUGCGGAACUGCUCCGUGGCGCAGCGGCUUCAAGGGCAUCACUUCUCCUGGGCCCAGGAAGCACCAGGAGCUCUGGAACCCACGGGCCACGGCUCGGAGUGGGAGACCUGGCCGGAGGAAGCUGUGCGGCAUGCGGCGGCCAUCGUCUUCACUGAGAAAGAGAUCGAAGAGAUCCUGGGACCUCUGGGUGGAUCUUCACCACCCAAUAGGGGCGGAGUUGAGGCGUAUGCUUUGCGUAUGCCUUGCGUAGAUGCUCGCGUAGGCUGCGGCUUGGUUUGGAAGGGGAGCUCCGUGGGCUUCUUGAGCUCCACCCACCGCUUCCCCAAGCUGCCCCCAGUGGGAGUGCCGGGCACCCUUACCGCGCCUGUGCCCGGCGCGGUGCCGGUGCCGGUGCCAGUGCCUGAGAAGCGGUCGGAGAAGCACUGGUCCACGCGGCUGGAGGAAAGUCCUCCAAAAGAGCUGGAGCAUCUGAAGGUGAAGAACGUCCCAGGCUUUGUGAGCUACUUGGAGGAUUCUGAGACCGACACCGACAGGAACAGCGAGGACGAGGAGGCCUUCGGCUCCCAGGCGGAGGAGGGCUCCGACCACGAGGCGGAGGCGUUUCGCUUCCUGGGCAUUCCGGUGAGUCCCAACUAUGUCCAGAUCUUGCCCAUCUCCGAGGAUGAAGGCAUUUGGCAGGAGAUUCAAGCUGGUGCUACCCGACUCGCCCAAGGCUGGACGGCUGCGCGCCCGCAGAGCCAGCCACCGAGACGGGUGAGCCAAAUGGCGACUUCAGGUGCUCCGCCCCAAACGCCGAGAAGCAGUAGCCGUCCUCGUUUGAAGACCAUGUUGCCGAAAAGUGUGCCACCAGCACGUGUGUCGGUGCGAUCGGUGCUCCCGCUGAAGACGGUCCACCUCGGGCUUUGA